GGACCUGCGCAGUGCGACCGGAUUGGCCGGACAGGGUCACCCUGAAGUUGUAUACGGAGCCGCAAUGCUCACCCGGUUCAUGGGCCCGCGUUACCGGGAACUGGCGAAGAACUGGAUCCCCACCGUGGGCAUGUGGAGUGCUGUAGGUGCUGUGGGGCUGGUGUGGAUGACCGACUGGCGGCUGAUUCUGGACUGGGUGCCUUACAUCAAUGGCAAGUUUAAGAAGGAUGAUUAAUGAAAGCAACCCUCCACGGACCCCUCUGGUGUCUGGUGGUGCUCGCUCUAGCCAUCUCCGUGACUGCUGCAUCAGGAACAGCCCAAGCCCUUAGGAUGGAUCCCGAGGACGUUCAUGGUGCAACUUAAGACUUCUCAUGUUUCUGAAAACUGCUUGGAUGUUUUAACGUGCAUAGCAUUAAAUCUCACUCUGAAACCUGG
Molecule: messenger RNA, 435 nt
Organism: Otolemur garnettii (small-eared galago)
Lineage: Eukaryota; Metazoa; Chordata; Mammalia; Primates; Galagidae
Product: cytochrome b-c1 complex subunit 10
Exons: 3
Coding region: 65-235 (56 amino acids)
Biological process (GO): mitochondrial electron transport, ubiquinol to cytochrome c
Cellular component (GO): mitochondrial inner membrane
Source: RefSeq, a predicted model, not a curated record